This is a messenger RNA of Oppiella nova, 390 nucleotides long. NCBI's taxonomy places the organism in Eukaryota, Metazoa, Arthropoda, Arachnida, Sarcoptiformes, Oppiidae. The record is from the annotation of a GenBank genome assembly.
AUUAUAGCUGUGUUUGGAAUCAUUGGAAUUGUUUACCAUUGCUAUAUGUGGUCCCGGCUCAAGAAUCGGGAGCACGAGAUCAAGAAAGUGGUGUCUGAGCCGCAGUCAAAAGUUUACGAACCAAUAUAUGUGAAGCCAAUGGUGAAGGCGACGAAGGAGUACGAGACCCAAGUGCUCGAGAUGUCUGUCCCUAUCGUCGACGACUCCAUCAGUUUCGGCGAAAACGAAAACAUUUACGAGAAAAUUGGACCAAAAAUAAAUGAUUUGAAUUACGCGUCCAGAAGUGAACUCAAAGUGAGUAACGAUUUGAUUAAUGGCAACACAUCCACGACACGCACCAGUAGUGCGCCAAAUAUGCCUAAGAAUCCACUAUAUUAUGAGAUACUGUAA